Molecule: messenger RNA, 1500 nt
Organism: Candidozyma pseudohaemuli
Lineage: Eukaryota; Fungi; Ascomycota; Pichiomycetes; Serinales; Metschnikowiaceae
Exons: 3
Coding region: 1-1500 (499 amino acids)
Source: RefSeq, a predicted model, not a curated record
AUGAAUACCAUCUACUACAUUGGCGAAAACACGGGCAACGACUUUGUUGCUCUGGAAAUAGAAAAAGAUCCGUCGAACUAUGUAUCCCACGAUUCUUACACCACAUGGUUGAAAGGCAAGCAGUGGAAAGCCACCAUCCUCCGUUUGAGAGAUUUGCCCAAAGUCAAAACAGACAAUUUAUCUGCCAUUGAAAACGCCAGAGAAAUCGAAGGAAUCCAGGAUUUUGGACAAGGCCCGAACAUGAAAGACGGAAAAAUUCGUCUCUUGUCCUCGGUCAUCCAUCUAAAGCAGCUUCUAAUGAUUCCCAGUACUAAUCGGAAAAGAACGCAUGAGUGGGGAGUUCAAUGUUUCCAGUCCAUGGACAACAGGGUUCCUCUUGCGUGUGGCGUGACACAUAAUGUCGAGAAGAGAGAUUUCGAGUUUAACAAUGAAGGUGCCGUUUAUCUAAAGAUGAUUGCAUCAGAUGUAGAGUUGAACAAUCUUCUCGAACUGUCCGCUUUUACACACAAAGGCACCGUCUUUGUCGCUAAUUUGGAAAAAUCCAUAUACGACUGUAACCUUCCCAACAUUGGACCCACGUUCCAUUCAGAGACUUGCUCCAGAAGCUACGCUCUCGAGAUUAAAAUAACUUGUGAAUGUGAUUCAAAAAACAGCUGUCGUUCAGAAUUUUCCACGCUUAUAGAUGUCGAUGUUGCAAUCAACGAUAGCACAUCGGACAUGCAGCCACAAGACCAAGUCCUCAAGAAACAGGAUGUUUUGUCACUUGAAAAAGUGGAUUUAUCGCCGUUCAUAGUGAAGGAUGUUGAAGCUAUAAUGGCAAAACGGCUUAAACAGGUGCAUUCCCACAGCUUCGGUUAUCAUGUGAGUGCCACUGCUAUGGAUGAUUCUGUCAUGGUGAUAAGCAGUGUUUAUCUUCAAGCUGACUUUUUGGAGGAAAAGAGGUCUUUUUUUGGCUCGAGCUCGGAAAGUGAAAGGCGUGAAGUAAAGGAGAAUCUGGCGCUUCUGCUCGUUCCUUCUGAAACAGCUUGGAUAGUCGAGGACGCUAGUCUGGGGAAUACUAGCAAAGAAAAGUUCCAUUUCUCCGUAUUUUCAUCAGCACUUGAGGCUCCCUGUUUCACGAAAAUGUACUUCCUGGGAGAUUCGAGUUUCACCUUCAAUCAUUGCAAAUUCCAUGAAAAUCCAGUAUCUCCCGGGACGCUUCUCGACGAGAUAGCCUCUCUCGAACUUUACCAAAGAACCCUGUUGACCGACACCAUCUCCAUAACAUGGUUAACGGUUGAGUUUUUACAACAAACAACUACAAGAACUGCCGACGGGUUUCAGGAAGUGAGUAGGGAACACACCAGGCUCAAACUGUGGCAACCCGAUCAACGAUUCCAAAUGGGUCCACAUAAUGACAAGUGGCGGUUUUUGAACCUUUCCCGCUACUUUCGCCGCUGCAGAAUCCCCGAAGUUCCUCCUUCGGUUCUCUCGAAUACCGUUCAUCGAACAAGAGACUGA